Molecule: messenger RNA, 528 nt
Organism: Seminavis robusta
Lineage: Eukaryota; Bacillariophyta; Bacillariophyceae; Naviculales; Naviculaceae
Source: the annotation of a GenBank genome assembly
AUGGCCACCAAGCUUGAAGAUGUCAUCCUCCUCUACGGAGGCGAUCUAUCGUCCGAUGUGGCUGAGCAAAUCAGUAGCAAACUCUCGACGCUCCCCAUCGACCCAACUCAUGUGCACAGAAUCAGCAUGUCCAAGAGCAAAGAAUUCAAGGCCGCCCUUCUCGAAGGUCCUCUUGCCAAACCAUCCACACUAGCAAUAUUCAUCGCACAAACAAUCGAGAACGAAUCACCACCCGAAGACGCCGGAGCGUGUGUACGAUUCUUCAAACGAAAGACACACCCUGAAACUUUGCUAAACUCCAAAGUACAAUACGCAGUACUCGGCCUGGGUGAUAGCAACUUGUUACUCGAUAGACAACACACUUCGGCCAAAGAUUGUAAUCAGGUAGCUCAAGCAUUAGAUACACGAUUUGAGACAUUGGGUGGACAAAAGUUUUGUGAACGUGGGGAAUCUGACGAACGGACGGGAUUGUCGGAGGUUGAUCCGUGGAUUGAGAUGAUUGUUGCCAAGAUUAAGGAUUGUCUGUGA